Molecule: messenger RNA, 3469 nt
Organism: Eleginops maclovinus (Patagonian blennie)
Lineage: Eukaryota; Metazoa; Chordata; Actinopteri; Perciformes; Eleginopidae
Exons: 19
Coding region: 340-3453 (1037 amino acids)
Biological process (GO): neutrophil migration
Cellular component (GO): apical plasma membrane; cell surface
Molecular function (GO): protein binding; calcium ion binding
Source: RefSeq, a predicted model, not a curated record
AGGUCUCUUAUUUUGAAAUAACAUCUCAUAUAUGAUGGAUUUCAAAGGUCUUUUAUUUUGAAACUGUACAUCAGAAUGUCCUGAUGUUCUCUGAGUGACUUCCUGUGAUGGCCUUUUAUCAACACCAAUUUAAAUGAGUCACCCAGUGGAAAUGGAAAGUUCAAUUUUAUGAUCAGAUAUGUCUUCAUAUAUGUCUCGUUACGUUGAAUAGUAACAGUGACAACAGUCUGUAAUUGCAUUAAACACCCAAAUGUACGACACACGAGCAGGUGCGUGAACGCAGCGCACACCUGUCACUUAUUAGGAGUCCAGCCGGGACCCAGGUCUGAUAAACACAACAUGCUCUCCUUUGCUGGAAUAACACAGAAAAAGAACUCUUUAGAGUUUUCCUUCAUCUUUUUCAUUCUGGUGCCUCACACCAUUUCGCUCGGACGAUGCGAUGAUAUUUCCUUCUCCAUCUGCUGGAUGAACAACAACCAUGUCCUGGAAAGGCAGGAAGUGAGCAUAUGGCUGAACGACACCGCACUGGGAAACCUCAGGAAGGGGGGGAAAGUCACCUCCCUGACGGUGUCCCCAGGUGUUGAAAACAAGCUCACCCUUCAGUAUGGACUCGAUGUUGAGGCGUGGACUUUUAGAAUCAACCCUCGGACAAAGUUCAUGAAGAUCAGAGGCCGGCAGAAACCCCAAGAGCGACCGACAAGUGGCACCAAGGGGGUCUUGGAGUUGCUGGGCACCACUGAGGUGUUUGCCUGUGAGAACGGCACGUUGUUCUUACACCAGGACGACAACUUCUUCAUUGCAAUUGGCCACACAAUGCGUCUCCCCGUCAAGCUGGAGUCCAGGAGUCCCUCCAUGUUGCUGGUCUCCUGGGUGGAGAACCGUCCAUCAUCAACCAGCAGCACCAGUCACACUGUGAACCUGUUCCACAGUGAGCUGGGCUCCUACAGCACUCUGAGCAUGGACACCACCUCCGACUACCACUACCGCUUCACAGCUCUGGAGUCCUGCACCAGCUACGUGGCCUGUGUGGAGACUGCAGGCGCUCACACCCUCACCUGCCUGUCUACUCUUACUGACCCAGGCACGCCCAAAGACUUUGAGGUGACGUCGUUCAACAGCAGCAGCAUGUCGUUGGCCUGGGACUGCCCGGAAAACAACAAGUACUCCUUCUACCUCCUCACCACCUUCCACCUGGACGGUAGGAACCACGUCACGGAGGAGGUGCUAUCGCUGCACAAUGGGAACGACUUUGUGUUCGCGUUGUCCGACCUGGAGCCGUGCGGGAGGGUCCGGUUCGGCCUGCAGACUGUUUGCCAGGCGGGGAUCGAGUCGCGCUACAGCAAGAUGGUCCUGAACGAGGGGAACUCUGCUCACUCCAGCAUCGUGGCGCUCCGUCAGACGGCGUUCGGCCCCGACAACUACACCCUGAGGUGGGAGGUGAGGAACAUGUCGUCCGUCGCCUCCUUCAGAGUGUACCACCAGGGGGCGCUGCAGGGCACCACGCUGCUCACCAGCCACACGGUGGGGGGGCUCCUGCCGUGCCAGCUGUAUGAAGCCAGCGUUGAGGCGCUGUGUGGGGACGGGGUUCUCCUGAGCACCAAGACCAUCACAGCACACACAGGACCUCACGGCGUUACCGAGCUCACGUAUCGCUCCAACGACUCCACGGCCCAAUGGACCCCGAGCGGCGGCCACCGUCCAGCCGUGGCCUUCUUGUACGAGCUGUCUCUGGAGAACGGUACCGCCAUCCAGAGCAGCAGCGUUGCCGACCCUGAGCUGAGCCUCCUUGGGCUGGAGGAGGGGAAGACCUACUUGCUGGACGUGUGGGAGGAGUGUGGCCUUCAGUGGCAGUCGGAGCGUUCCCGUUUGUUUUUUGAGGGAAGCAAUGCGUCCUUCGAGAUCCUCGGGAGGGCGGCUGCUCCGUCGUCUCUGGACCACGAGCUGAUGUUGGAUUUCUCCAUCACGGUGCUCAAAUUGGUCUUACCCUGGUCGCUGCCUGAGGAUCUCCAGGAUUACGAAUCAGAGCCGAGGGCGAAAAUGGGAAACAUCUUGAAAGAUAAGCUGGAGGAGCUGUUGAGCGGCUUGGAUCCGCCGGCCCGUGUCGAGGUGGCCACCUUUGACCCUGCGGACGACCCGGACAAAACAGAGGUUCUCUUCAUGUCUUUUGAUGCAUCCACAACUGACAAAGACAUCCCCCUGCCUGUGGAGGAUCAGCUGGACUACAUCCGCUCUCUGAACAGAAGUGACUGGACGGUUACAGACGGCGUCCUCCACUGGGACGGUCCGGAUCUGUGUGCUUCCUUCCAGGGAUACGUGUGUCCUUCUGGUUCGCUGUGCAUCAACACGUUCGGCUCGUACACCUGUGUGUGCAAACAUGGCCACUACGACGUGAGCUCCGUGUCCGAGCCACUCGCCGCUUCACAUCCAGUCUGCACGGAGAAGGGCCUUUUCAGCCAGUGUCUGGAUAGAUUGGUGAUUGGCGCGAUAGCAAAACCCUACCUGAGGUCCUCCAUCGGGGGGAAGGUAGACGUGAGGCUGAACGACGGCCGCUGCGACGUGAAAGAGAAUGAAAUGUUCUACUACUUCCGCUUCUCACGCAGCGCCUGUGGAACCGAGAGGAGGGUGAACAAAUCCCACAUCGAAAUAAAAAACACUCUGUAUGUGACUUUGACCAAAGAGGAGACCAUCAGCAGGCGAGAUCUGAGGGUCGUGUGGACGUGCCUCUACCCCCGACACUAUGUUCGCAACGCUCAAGUCAGGGUGGACAAGGAGUGGGUCUCCUCUGUCUCCCUGGUGGAGUUCAACUCCUCCCUGCAGCUGGGUCUGACCAUGACCCUGUUCACCGACGAGUCCUACACCUCCAGACACAGCGACGCAGUCACCAUUGGUCCGGAAGAGAGCCUGUUCCUCCAGGUGGCGCUGCAGACCAACAACUCCUUUGCUGCAGACGUGCUCCUGCAGGUGGAGUCGUGCUGGGCCACCGAGAGCACCGACCCUCAGGAAAUUGUGCAGGGGGUUCUCCUGCAGGACGGCUGUGCUGUAGACGACACGUUCCACUGGCUGUCUGUCAACGGCCUGGCACAGAGAAGCAGAUUCUCCAUCCAGAUGUUCACCAUGCCUAGAGGACUGCCGCUCUACAUCCACUGCCUGGCCAACAUAUGUGGACACCAUGAAGAGUGUGCGAAGCUGAGCCAGAGGUGCAGCGGCCAGCAGCGGCCCAAGAGGUCAGCGAGUCAGGUGGGCAGAGCCAAGAAUCGAGCCGCCGUCGUGUCUGCCGGUCCUCUGAUGGUCAACCAGAAGGGGACGUCAGGAGUCCCGCCGUCCUACUGGGCCGACCACAUGACGAUGAUCACCAUCGUUGCCGGAUCAAUCGGCUUUUUGGGAGUUACUGUCCUCACAGUGAGCGCAAGCAAAGCAGUCAUGAGCUACUUUGAGCGACUACGGAGGCAAUAAAGUGUUUGUAAAAGCG